Exophiala oligosperma is the source of this 1929-nucleotide messenger RNA. RefSeq lists its product as uncharacterized. NCBI's taxonomy places the organism in Eukaryota, Fungi, Ascomycota, Eurotiomycetes, Chaetothyriales, Herpotrichiellaceae. The transcript is spliced from 3 exons. The coding region runs from base 25 to 1794 and encodes 589 amino acids. The record is from RefSeq and is a predicted model, not a curated record.
UGUCACUUCAAGUUGUAUUUCAAGAUGGUUCUUCUAACCUCGUUCAUUCUAUUGCUAUUCCAUCUGUGCAGCGCGCACUCGCAGUCUUUCCAACCAUGUCCCAUCCUCGGUCCACGUUUUCCUCUUCCAAGCGGUCUGGCAAGUGACAAUAUCGUUCAAUCUGCGCUGAAAAAUGUCACUGCCACCCUCGACGAACUUGUUUCCACCUCCAAUAGCACCUAUGGGACAAUUACCUCCAACACAACUUCUUUCUCCAUCGGUCUGUUUACUUCGAAUGAUCCUUUGAACCAUACACAUCCAUUCUUUUUUGAGUACCACUACACGGCGCCCCUCAUAUCCAAAACAACACCUGGGACAUCGAAACUUGAUUCGGACAGCAUUUUCCGCAUCGCCACAGUCACAGAAGUCUUUACAGUCUGGGUGUUCCUCAUUGAAGCUGGAGAGGCACAUUGGCCCGACCCGAUCACCAAAUACAUACCAGAACUAACAAGGGACAAUGGCCAGACCACUUUUGGACACUUCUCCUGGGACGACGUGACACUUGGUGAUCUGGCGGGACACCUUUCAGGAGUGCCCCGAGAUUGUAAGUUUGAACUAUCGGCCGAGGGUCGUCUAACAGCGGAUUUAGAUGGCAUCACCGAUCUGAGCGCGCGGAAUAUUUCACUUCCAAAGCCGCUGAGUGGCGCGAAAUGGUCUGGUUGUUUACAGCCAACCUGUACGAGAACAGAUUUCUUCAAAGACCUACGCGCACGGUAUCCCGUUUAUCUCCCGGGUACAACUCCUAUCAUGUCGAAUACGGCUUUCCAACUGCUCGCCUAUGCCUUGGAGGGUAUCAAGAAGCAGCCGUACGAUGCUAUGUUCAAUCAAACAGCUAAUGCAAUAGGCAUAUCAUCCACUAGCUUGCACCGCCCACUGAAUAGCACAAAUGCUGUGAUUCCGGGGAUAAGUGGGAAUGAGAGCGGCUGGUAUACCGACUUCGGCGAUGAAUCCCCAUCCAUAUCAAUGUACUCUACAAUAGCCGAUAUGUCAAGAGCAGGAAUAGCAAUGCUCAAUUCUACGUUGAAUCCCUCUGCUGUGACACGGAGGUGGCUCAAACCAAUUGCACACACAUCGAACCUAGUCAAUGACGCCGGCCGCCCUUGGAUUAUCUACAAAUCCACCCAGGACCAGAGCCCCAUCAAUCCUGUCAUCGAUAUCUACACGAGUUAUGGCUCAGUGGGUCUAUAUAGCUCAUAUUUCGGGCUCGUGCCCGAUUAUAAUGUCGGCUUCGUCAUCCUCGCAGCAGAUGAAGUGGCUGCAGCUGAUCUCAAUGUCUAUGUCGAUAUUGUCGCCGAUGAACUCCUACCAGGACUUGAGAAAGCGGCAAUUAGCCAGGCAGGGCAUACGUACUCUGGAGAGUACAGGUCAACCCAACCAAUUGCAUCUCUGAUCAUCGAAGAUCCGGAUGACAUGCCUGGCUUGUCCCUAUCCAAUUUCACGGUGGGAUCAACAGACAUUCGCGAAGAACUUGCAAAGGUCGCGGGAAUUUCUCCGUCAGCGCUGAGUAUCAGACUUUACCCAACGGAUUUAAUUGAAAGAAACACGUCCGGAGGGACCAAGAUUGCCUUCCGAGCAGUUUUUCAGGACCAAGAUGCACCCAUUGACGCCGGAACCCCUACGUGCAUCACCUGGCUGAGUGUUGAUGCACUGAACUACAAUGGCAAACCUCUGGGUCUGUUCAUUUUCAAUUUCACCGAGGGACAAACGAGUGUCGAGAUCCCAGCACUCAAUCUGGAAAUGACAAAUGGCGGCUAGGUGGAGAGCAGCCCCAUCAGCCUCUUGGAGAGUCCCCUUAUGAAAAUUCGAUUGUCACAGCAAAAGUGGUCACAAGUUUCACAAAACACCAUUCUUGAUUGAUUGAGACAAUGUGCAUGUAGUCGCGGAAACUUC